Molecule: messenger RNA, 3015 nt
Organism: Syngnathus acus (greater pipefish)
Lineage: Eukaryota; Metazoa; Chordata; Actinopteri; Syngnathiformes; Syngnathidae
Product: protein kinase C-binding protein NELL1-like
Exons: 20
Coding region: 78-2513 (811 amino acids)
Molecular function (GO): protein binding; calcium ion binding
Source: RefSeq, a predicted model, not a curated record
AGCGCACACGGACCAAAUAGGUGCUCGUGGAUACAGCGAGACGCACGGCUCGGGACUCUACAGCGCAAUUCCAUCUCAUGGAUAUGGAUAUUUCCGUGGCUUUAUUAUACCUUUUGCUUUUUUCCAAACCAGUUUUGGCUUUUGGCACAGAUCAAGACUACCAAAUUGAUAUAAUCAAUGAACUUGACUUGGCAAAUGCUACCUAUGGAAUUACCCAAGUGGCCGGGCUUCACAAUAGCAGCAAAGCCUUCGUUUUUCGAGAUGUUGGGAGAGCCGUUCAAGCCCCGGCGCACAUCACAGAGAAAGUCAUGCAGCUGUUCAGGAGAAAAAGCGAAUUUACCUUUUUGGCCUCCAUCCAACAGAAGUCCUCAACAUCGGGUGUCUUAUUCUCCAUCCAUGAGUCGGAACACAGCUACUUUGAAUUGGAGAGCAGCGGCGUUCGAGAGGAGAUCCGUUACCACUACCGCUUCAAGGGCAAGCCUCGCACCGAGUCCUUCCCUUAUCGUCUUGCUGAUGGCCAGUGGCACAAAAUCGCCCUCACUAUAAGCUCCUCCCACCUACUGCUGCACGUGGAUUGUAACAGGAUUUAUGAGCGCGUUAUUGACCCUCCUCAGAUGGAACUCACCCCAGGAAGUGGCGUCUGGCUGGGCCAGCACAGCCACAAGCACGGCCUAUUCAAGGGUAUCAUCCAGGAUGUGAAGUUUGUUUUCGCUCCCAACGGUUACAUUACCCAGUGUCCAAACCUCAACCGCACCUGUCCAACCUGUAGUGAUUUCUUGAGCCUAGUGCAAGGCAUUAUGGAUCUGCAAGACCUACUUGCAAAGAUGACCCUCAAGUUAAAUUACGCCGAGUCCAGGCUGACGCAGCUUGAGGGAUGUCACUGUGAGAAGACUUGCAGUGCCAACGGCCUCGUCUACAGGGAUAAGGAGCUCUGGGUGGAGCCGGAAAAUUGCCGGAACUGUGCAUGUAAGAAUGGAGUAGUAGAGUGCCGCAGGAUUUUCUGUCCUCCUGCCAAUUGCUCCGAGGACUCUUUGCCAGUACAUGUGGAGGGGACCUGCUGUAAGAAAUGCAGACCAAAAUGCAAUUACAUGGGGCAGGUCUUUUCUGAGGGUCAACGUGUUUUAUCCAGGAGCUGCAGGGAAUGCAAGAAUGGUCUGAUGGUGAGAGUCACAGAAACCUGCCCAGAGCUCAACUGCUCUGUCAGUGAGCAGAUAUUAAGAGACGGGAGAUGCUGCAAUGUUUGUCAAGGUUAUGACUUCUGCGCCGAAGGGGUCAUCUGCGGGGAAAACUCUCUUUGUAAAAACAAGGUCACUAAAGCGGAGUGUGAAUGCAAGAGCGGCUACGCCUCCAUUCACGGCGACUCGACUUACUGUGAAGAUAUUGAUGAAUGUGCAACCCAGAUGCACUACUGUCAGUCCAACACGGUGUGUGUCAACCUACCCGGCAGCCAUCGCUGUGACUGUUUGCCAGGCUUCACCUGGGUGGACCAAUACUCAUGCACAGAACAUGAUGAGUGUGCCAGUCGUCAGAACUCGUGCGAUGAGAAUGCGAUCUGCACCAAUACCGUUCGAGGACAUCUGUGUAGCUGCAAGCCGGGCUACGUUGGGAAUGGCACCAUCUGCAGAGCUUUCUGCGAAGAGGGGUGCAGGAGCGGCGGGACAUGUGUGUCCCCCAACACGUGUGUUUGUCCUUCAGGAUUCACAGGACGAUAUUGUGAGACGGAUAUCAACGAGUGCGCGGAGGGCCUGAUUGAGUGUCACAACCAUUCCCGCUGUGUCAACCUCCCCGGCUGGUACCACUGUGAAUGCAGAAGCGGUUUCCAUGACAAUGGCUCCUAUCUGCUUGAUGGGAGCUCAUGCAUUGACAUCGACGAGUGCAUUGCGCAGAAACACACUUGCUGGAACAACAGCGUGUGCGUCAACCUACCGGGAAGCUAUGACUGCGUGUGCGCGUCUGGUCCGGGUUGCACCGGGGACUGCCCGCAAGAGGAGGGCAUCAUCCGAAGGAACAGGGAAGACUGGAAACCCAGCUAUGACAUCUGCACUAUUUGUUCCUGCAAGGAUGGCCAGACAUACUGUCGAAGGAAACCCUGUGACUGCGCAGACCCAGAGGAGGAUCUGUUCUGCUGUCCCAGUUGCGAUAACAGACCCAGCAGCCAAUGUUUGGACCAGAGCGGCCGUACACUCUACCGGAGCGGCGCGUUUUGGCUGUAUGGCUGCCAGCAGUGCCGCUGCAUGGAGGGCGAGGUGGAUUGCUGGCCUCUGGUUUGUCCUGUGCUGAUGUGCGAGUACACGGCAGUGGCAGAAGGCGAAUGCUGCCCGCGCUGCGUCACAGACCCCUGCCUGGCCGACAGUUUGUCUUACGACAUCCGACAAACGUGUUCGGACCACGCCGGCGUCACGCGCCUCAGCGGGGACGCGUGGCAGAUGCCCAACUCGCCCUGCACCGGCUGCAUGUGUAAAAACGGAAACGUUUGCUGUUCGCUGGAUCUCGACUGCCUCCAGAACAACUGAUGCUCUUCAUCUUCUGGUGAUACUUUUUCUCACUAUCUUUCCCUGACUCCUCCUUUCGCCGAAGGGCCGCCACGCCCCGCUUCCCAUUGCCAAACAACUGGAGCCCUUUUUUUUUUGUUUUGUUUUCAAGGGGGACAAACUCUUGCACAUCCUUGUGUAUGCCGAUGUGUGCACCGAAAAUACAAACACACACUGGUUGAGACGUUGGUUUAUCCCCCCCCACCUGACACUGUUGGCAGGACUUGACUGUGAGUCGUAGCUCCACACGAGGAGCUUGUGGUUGAAGCUACUCACAUCCCCUGUUGUAUGUCUUCAUCUUUUCUUCUGUUUCACAAACAAAUAUUUUGGCUUUUAUCUUUUCAGGCCCAAACUAGACACAAGGCGCUGAGAGCUGGCAAUCAAAGUUUGAAGAGCCUGCUAAUGAGGUCAAUAAGAAUGUUGUUCGAUGCGAUUUGUUUUAUGGCUCACUAUUGAGUGGAUUCAUAAUUUUUGGGGGAAUUAU